Molecule: messenger RNA, 650 nt
Organism: Cebus imitator (Panamanian white-faced capuchin)
Lineage: Eukaryota; Metazoa; Chordata; Mammalia; Primates; Cebidae
Gene: LENEP
Product: lens epithelial protein
Exons: 2
Coding region: 38-223 (61 amino acids)
Biological process (GO): multicellular organism development
Source: RefSeq, a predicted model, not a curated record
GGCAGCUCCCACACCCUUCCUCAGAACUGCUGCCCACAUGCAGCCCCGGACACAGCCCCUUGCCCAAACCCUACCCUUCUCCCUCCAAGGGGCCCCUCAAGACACUGGGCUGCGGGUGCCUGUCAUUAAGAUGGGCACAGGGUGGGAGGGCUUCCAGCGGAUCCUGAAGGAAGUCGCCUACAUCCUCCUCUGCUGCUGGUGUGUCAAGGAACUGCUGGAUUAAUGGUGGCAGGGAACUGCCUCCUCUCCCCACCAGCACCAUGGCUGGCAUCGCUCAGCCCCCAGCCCAACUGCCAUCAAGACUUCUGGGGCCAGCUGUGCUUGACCAAGGAUGGGCUGUAAACAAUGAGUAAAGAGUGACAUGUGGAUCCUGCUUUGAGCUAUGUCAUCUGGCGGACCUGCCUCAUCUCUGAGCCUCCCUUCCCAACCCCUGCCUUUGGUGGACCUCUGGUGGGCAGGAGCUUGGACUGCUCUGGCUAGACCCCAUUGAGAUUGCCACGGGACCUGGCACUCCUCCAAGCUUGGCACAGUGAGCCCACCAGCUCAGAUGGUUGAUGUUACCAUACCCCUAUAGUACCAAGAAUGGACUGCCCCCCUAAGAUAUCUGUUUGAGAAUCACUGAAUUAUAAAUAUAAUCCAUAGGCCUUGAG